Malus domestica (apple) is the source of this 2280-nucleotide messenger RNA. RefSeq lists its product as uncharacterized. The record is from RefSeq and is a predicted model, not a curated record. Lineage: Eukaryota; Viridiplantae; Streptophyta; Magnoliopsida; Rosales; Rosaceae.
AUGAGCAACAAAACUUUUGGUGCAUUGCUAAAAUUGUUGAAAGAUGUCUUUCCUUUCUGUGAAAAGUUACCUACAAGCAACGAUGGUGCAAAGAAAAUUGUUGUAGAAUUAGGUAUUCAUUAUGAAAAGAUCGAUGCAUGCAAGAAUGAUUGCAUUAUUUAUUAUAAGGAGCAUGCAAAUGCAACGCAAUGUCCUACAUGUAAGCUUUUGAGAUGGAGAACACAAGAAAAGGGUAACAAAAAGAAAGGUGAAAAGGUUCUGAGAUAUUUUCCACUCACGCCAAGGCUUCAGAGAUUGUAUAUGUCAUCAAAGACAACUGCAGAUAUGAGAUGGCAUUCUAAAGAUCGUGUGAAAGAUGGUGUAUUGAGACAUCCGGCAGAUUCUGAGCAGUGGAAAUCUUUUGAUCAAAUUCAUGAGUCAUUUGGUAUUGAACCUCGAAAUGUACGACUUGGUUUGGCAACAGAUGGAUUUAACCCUUUUGGGAAGAUGAAUCUUCGCCAUAGUACUUGGCCAGUUCUCCUAUUCCCGUACAAUCUUCUUCCGUGGAUGUGUAUGAAUGAGCCUUAUAUUUUCAUGUCCUUACUUAUACCUGGACCAACAAGUCCAGGUAAUGACAUAGAUGUAUAUUUGAGGCCAUUGAUUGAUGAGUUGCAAACACUGUGGGAAAAUGGUGUGGAAACGUAUGAUAUAUCUACAAGGCAAAAUUUUCAAAUGAGAGUUGCACUUAUGUGGACUAUCAAUGAUUAUCCGGCAUAUGCUUACAUGUCAGGUUGGAGCACUCAAGGAAGAUUGGCAUGCCCAUAUUGUGCCUCUAAGACUUCACAUCGCAGUUUAUCUCAUGGGUCAAAAAUGUGUUAUAUGGGUCAUAGACGAUUUUUACCGUCUAACCACUCAUGGCGCAAGCAAAAAAGCAAGUUCGACAAUACAAGAGAGAAAACGGUUGCACCCAGUAGACCAUCUAGUGAUGAUGUUAUACAAGAACUGGAUGAAUUAAGAAAAAUAACUCAUGGCAAGCAGAACAAGCAGACGAUACCUGGGUUUGGAAGGAGGCAUAAUUGGAAAAAACAUUCUAUAUUUUUUCAAUUACCUUAUUGGAAAACACUUUUGGUGCGUCACAACUUAGAUGUUAUGCACAUCGAGAAAAAUGUAUUUGAGAGUGUGAUUGGCACAAUGAUGAGCAUUGAUGGUAAGACAAAGGAUUCUUUAAAUGCUUGCCUUGAUCUUCGCGAGAUGGGUAUAAGGGAAAGAUAUCAUCCAAAGGUAAGAGAAAAUGGUAAGCUUGAUUUUCUCCCAGGUGACUAUACAUUGUCAGACAAUGAUAAUAGAGCCUUAUGUAAAUGGUUAUCUGAAUUACAAGUUCCAGAUGGAUACUCUGGAAAUUUAUCUCGAUGUGUGGUUGCUAGAGAACGUAGUAUUUCUGGUAUGAAGACCCAUGAUUGUCACAUUUUCUUGGAAAGAUUACUUCCUUUUAUAGCUCGAGAGUUAUUGCCUAAAGACGUUUAUGAGCCCCUCAUUGAGCUUUCUUAUUUUUUCAAGGAAUUGUGUGCUAAAGUGUUGAGUGAAGAAGAUUUGAAUGUUCUUGAAAAUCAAAUUGCUAUUACAUUAUGCAAGAUGAAACAAAUAUUCCCUCCUGCCUUCUUUGACAUCAUGAUUCAUCUAACUUGCCAUUUAGCAUGGGAGGCAAAAAUGGCAGGUCCAGUACAAUAUAGGUGGAUGUAUCCUGUAGAAAGGUAUUUGCAUAAACUAAAAAGUUAUGUUCGUAAUAAGGCUCAUCCAGAAGGAUCUAUUGCGGAAGGUAAAUCUUUUGGGAAAGGUGUACUUGAAGAGAUGGGUAUCGAACUCCUUGAGGCUGCCAAGUUUUAUGUCCUAAAAAAUUGUGAUGAAUGUUUACCUUUUGUUCAAGAACAUAAGAAUAUUCUAAUGCAUUCUGGUGUUAGAAAUGUGGAGGAGUCACAUAGGCUUCAAUUUUCAAAUUGGUUUCAUGAGAGGAUCAAACAACUAUACUAUGAUAACAAAGUUGAUAAGCAAAUGCUUUCGUUGGCUCUCGGUCCGGAAAGGCGAGGUGAUGAGAAUAAAAAAACACAAAAUUGUGGAGUUAUGGUUAAGGGGGAGAAUCAGAUUGAUAGUGUGCCUUGGUAUGGAGUAUUAAAAGACGUGGUUGAGCUUUGUUACACUACUACAAAAAGGGCUAUUACUGUCGGAGUAAAAGCGACAAGAAACACCAAUUACUGUCGCUUCAUUGGUAAAAAUUCGACAUUAAAUCGUGCAAUGUCGGAUUGA